Messenger RNA from Spirodela intermedia, 1764 nucleotides. NCBI's taxonomy places the organism in Eukaryota, Viridiplantae, Streptophyta, Magnoliopsida, Alismatales, Araceae. The record is from the annotation of a GenBank genome assembly.
AUGACAGCAGCAUCUUCCACAUCUCUCGUCGCCACCCUCAGCGAGAAGAAGAGGAAAGAGCCCCCAACGGCCCCCGUCGGGCCCUCCAAAGCUCCGAUAUCCCCAAGAACAAGUGGAAGCCCCACACCGCCCGCCAGAGACGGCGCUUGGAGGCGUAAGAGAGAGAAGGAAGAGAGAGAGAGAGAGAGAGAGAGAGAGAGAGAGAGAGAGAUGCGACGGCAUUAAUGAUGGGUCUAAAGCCUGAUUAGGGUUUUCGUCAUUUAUUAGGGUUUUCUCGGCGAGUCAGUACCCUGGAGAGGAGGAGAGACGGAGGCUCGCAGAAGAACUCGGGAUGAAUCCCUCGCAGGUGAAGUACUGGUUCCAGAACCACCGUAUCCGGGUGAAGGUAUCCCGCCCCUCCUUCCUCUCUCCUUCUCCCCCCCCUUUUCUUUCUGAAAUGCAUGGACACGGAAAGAGAGAGAGAGAGAGAGAGAGAGAGAGAGAGAGAGAGAGAGAGAGAGGGAGAGUUCUCUCAGAGUGAUAACAGCCUUGAUUGGGUGAUUCAUCCUCUUCGGAUGAAGGCAUCCCCUCCUUCUCACCUUCCUCUCUCCUUCUCUCUCCCCCUUCUUUCUAAAAUGCAUGAAAUAUAUAUAUAUAUAUGGAGAGAGGGAGAGAGAGAGUUCUCUCAGAGGGAUAACAUCCUUGAUUGGGUGCUUCAUCAUCUUUGCAUGAAGGUAUCCGCUCCUCCCCUUCUUCCCCUCUCCUUCUCGCUCCCCCACCCUCUUCUUUCCAAAAUGCAUGAAAGAGAGAAACUUCCCUGAGUGAUAACAUCCUUGCUUGGGUGCUUCAUUGUCUUCGGAUGAAGGUAUCCCUUCCUUCCCUUCUUCCCCUCUCCUUCACUCUCCCCUUCUUUCUAAAAUGUAUGAAAUAGAGAGAGAGAUAGAGAGAGAGAUAAAGAGAGAGAUAGAGAGAGAGAUAGAGAGAGAGAUAGAGAGAGAGAUAGAGAGAGAGAUAGAGAGAGAGAGAGAGAGAGAGACUACUUUCAGAGCGAUAACAUCCCUGAUUGGGUGCUUCGUCGUCUUCGGAUGAAGGUAUCCCCCCCCCCCUACUUGUAAAAUGCAUGAACACUGUAAGAGAGAGAGAGAGAGAGAGAGAGAGAGAGAGAGAGAGAGAGAUAACAUCCUUCAGUCUGUGGUUUUAUCGUCUUCCUAUCUCAGGCUCAGGAGGACAGAGAGCGCAGCGCGAAACUCCGGCGGGAGAAUACCAAGUUGACUGAGGAGAACGUUCGCCUCAAGGCCACUGUGGAUGGCGCUCUCUGCGACACAUGCCGCGGCUCCGGCAAGCUGAAACACCCCUCACCCGAAGUGCAACGCCUCCGCCUGGAGAACGCUUUGAUCAAGCAACAGGUAACCUGAUAGAAAUCAAAUCUACCCAUUUCAUUGAUUAUUUUUAGAAACCUGCAGCCCCUCCUCCGCCUUUCUUCAAGAAGAAGAAGAAUAACCCUGGUUUGUCUCAGCUAGGUGAAUGCUGACGUCCGCCAUUGUCCUAAUUUGGCAGGUGGAGACGAUUUCUGCCGUCAUUUCCAGACACCAGAUAGGGCAGCGGGCAAAGAGACAGCCGCCAUCUAUCGAGUAUCAGUUCCUCUCUCCUCGCCCUUCCCGUUCUCCUGUCGGAAUGGCGGCGGCGGCGGCAGGAGAGUCCGACGGCGGCGACCAGAUGAGCCUCCAAGGAGAGGUCAAAGCCCCGCAGCAGAAGAAGGCUACCGAGCUCAACAACAAAGAAUAG